AUGUGGUGGUACUACGGCAGCUCGAGGAGCGUUCAACAGGACCUGAGCUCAACCGCAGACGCGUGGGUGGUGUUGUGCGGACAGAACUACCAAUACCGGAAGUUUUAUCUCAAUGGCCUUGUCAUCAACGACAUCAGCUGGCAGCUUGGCAGCGGUUACGUGAUGGCAUCAGAUUGGGCGUUGAGCGAGUUGGCAAUCUGGCGAGGAGCGCUGCGAGCAGAAGAGAUACGAGCUGUGUCGGAGCACUCAGGCUUGAUGCAGAAGCUGUCAGCCGGCAGCAGCGCCGUCUACAACGAGCCCCUCAACGUGUCGUGUGACAACUUUGACGUCGCAAACAACACCAUUGCUCCUGCUGCUGCUCUAGGACGGGAUCCUGCGACUCGUCAGUGGGCCCCGCAAACGCCUCCGUCGCCUUCGUGCAGCUCCUCCAUCAGCGCACUUGCACUGAUGCGAUUGUUGUUAAGCUUCGUCUGGAUUCAAAACUACUUGCUCUUGACGAUUCUUGAAGACCCCUCCUCGUUGACAGCAUCGUCUCUGAAGGAUGGAGCGCUGCUGGUGUCGACGAGCCUGCUCGCAAGGAUCAGAGGGGGAGGGGAGUCAGAGUCAGAAAGUCCAACCCAGAUCAAAGACGAUGACGGAUCUGGUCUGAAGCGGAUCAAGAUGGCUAACUUUCAACUGAGGAAGAGGAAGAAGCUGAUGAUAGAAGAGGAGAAGGCUGUUGUAGACAUGGACCUCAGACGCUAUCAAGCCAUCAAGAGCUUGUUCCCUUCGUUCCCUGAUCGCACGAGCCGAUUUGGUGAACUUCGCGUUCCUGAUCAUGUCGAAUGCAUCAAGCAAGCGUUGCUCAGGCUGAAAGAUGGACAGGAGUUGUACGUGCGCAAUGGUGAGCACACGUGGGAUGGCGAUGUGAAUGUCACUGGGAAGACGAUAUUUGUAAGGGGCGAGCAGGGAGCUAGGCUGAUGGGGCAGUGGGAGAACAGGAAGGAGCUGAGGUGCUUGGAGGAGCCCAACUUCUGCAUCGGCUUAUCGACACGAUGGGAGACUUCGAUGCUUGCUUGA
Messenger RNA from Guillardia theta CCMP2712, 1059 nucleotides. RefSeq lists its product as hypothetical. The transcript has 11 exons. Bases 1 to 1059 code for a protein of 352 amino acids. NCBI's taxonomy places the organism in Eukaryota, Cryptophyceae, Pyrenomonadales, Geminigeraceae. The record is from RefSeq and is a predicted model, not a curated record.